CCGCUUCCGGCGAGGGAGGAUGUGGCCGGCGUGCGCUGCGCUCCGGGCCCGGGCUCCGGCCUGGGCCUUGGUGGGGUUGAGGGGAGGUCGGGCCUAUGGCGGAGGUGGAGGCGUCACCUACACGCAGGGCCAGAGCCCCGAGCCCCGGACCCGCGAGUACUUCUACUACGUGGACCACCAGGGCCAGCUUUUCCUGGAUGAUUCCAGAAUGAAGAAUUUCAUCACCUGCUUCAAAGACCCGCAGUUCCUGGUCACUUUCUUCUCCCGCCUGAGGCCCAAUCGCAGCGGGCGCUACGAGGCCGCCUUCCCCUUCCUCUCGCUGUGCGGAAGAGAGCGCAACUUCCUGCGCUGUGAGGACCGGCCCGUGGUCUUCACGCACCUGCUGGCCGCGGACCCCGGGUCCCCGCGCCUCUCCUACUGCGGCUGCGGUGCGGCCCUGACUGUGCCCUUCGAGCCGGCGCGUCUGCUGCCUCUGGCGGCCAUCUGUCGCCUGUACCACCCCGCCCCUGAGCGCGCGGGCGGC
This is a messenger RNA of Dipodomys ordii (Ord's kangaroo rat), 523 nucleotides long. RefSeq names its product chromosome unknown open reading frame, human C8orf82. The transcript is spliced from 3 exons. Lineage: Eukaryota; Metazoa; Chordata; Mammalia; Rodentia; Heteromyidae. The annotation marks the transcript as partial. The record is from RefSeq and is a predicted model, not a curated record.